CCGAUACCGUUUCCCAUUCAGUGAUUGAAGUAUAUAACAAACUGAGUAUCCAACUAGGAGGAAGAAAAGGAAGAAAAAAAAAUUAAUUUGGAUUAAUACAAUCCCCAAAUAAUUCUAACUCCACUCUAACUCUUUCUCCUCCAUAUCCGCUCUUUCCCGGUAAAAAGCUAACCCUCUCCUUCUUUCUCCAUGCAACCGACUACUUCCCCCCGUCUUCUGUAAACCCUAAACCCACCCCAAAAAAAAAAAAAAAAAACCAGUCAUCAUCAAUAAUGGCGCGGCGAAUUGACGAUCCAAAUGGCAACCAUCCAUAUCAACAACACCAAUUGCUCUUCACCGCCGCCAAGAACUACCAAAACCCUAAUAAUUACUACGCCGCUGACCCGGUCAACAACCACUCCUUCCCAUGGCAGCAGCAGCAGCACCAACUCCUCCUUCCAUACCUGAGCCCCAAUCAGCUCGCCACAGCCGCCGAUCUCCCAGCUUACACCGCCGCCGCCGCCGGCGGUCUGGAUUCCGUCAAUUUGCAGUUGAUUAUGAACAACAACAACAACAUCAAUCAAAGUCAUCUUCAUGAUCUGGAAUCGGCUUUCGCCCUGAUGAACCUGGCCACCGCGGCGGCGGCGGCUCAACCACCGUGGCCAUCUCAAUUAGCCUUCCCGCCGGCCGUGGGUUCCUUGUCCGACACGAGAUUUCAGUCUCUGAACAGCUUGAUGAGAGGAGGAAGAAGAACCGACAUCACCGAUCUCUUCCCUCCGCCGAAUUCAAGCCCCGCCACCGCCGGCAACUGCCCUGAUUUCAGCCGGAAUCAAAAUCCGUACGGUUUCCGCUUCGAUGACGUCACCCUGACCAACGAUAGCUACGAUCUUCGUCAUCAUCAUCAUCGCAAUCAUUCCUCGUACGAUCGUAUGCUGAAGAACGACAAGCCGCAGCUUCUGCCGUCCAAUCACCGCCCACCACGUCAGCGGUACGGUAGCUUAUUAGAGACCGGUUACAAGGAUCGCCAGACUACUCCGCCGCCGUCGUCCUACUACUCGCCGGAGGAGGUGAGGGAGAGACUUGUGGAGCUGGCCAAGGCGAAAGAGAGCUCCAGGACGCUGCAGGCGAUUUGGGAGAGCCACCACCACCGCAACUCCGAUCAGCUUGGGGAGCUGAUCUUCGCCGGGGUGAAGGCGAACCUGAACGAGCUGAUGGAGGAUCAGUACGGGAAUCAUCUCGUGCAGAAGAUAUUCGAGCUCUGCAGUUACGAUCAGAUGGCUCAGAUUCUCCUCGUCGUCGGAGCCCACAGGGACAGAUUCGUAGAUACCUGCCUCCACCAGCACGGGACUCGAGCUGUGCAAAAGAUGAUACAACACAUCCAAGCUGCGGAUCAGAGGGCUUCCUUCUUGUCGACGGUGGAGAACGCGAUCAUCAGGAUGUGCAAGGAUCAGCACGGCCAGCAUGUCGUUCAACAGUGCUUGAAAUGUUUCGUCGGAGAUCGGAGCAUCAAGUAUGUGCUGGAGCAAAUAGCAGAACACUGUCUGGACCUCUCGAUGGACAAGAGCGGGUGCUGUGUGGUGCAAGCCGCAGUGAGUUACGCCAAGAUUUACGGUGAAGCUGAGCUCCUGGACCAUCUUUGUGCUCGAAUCGUCUCGAAUGCCCUAAUCCUUUCCGAACAUCCUUUCGGGAACUAUGUUGUGCAGUAUGUAAUCGAGCUGAGGAUGGAGGCGGUGAACGGGAGGAUAGUGAACAGGUUGAUCGGGAACCACGUCGGGCUGUCGAUGAGCAAGUACGGCAGCAACGUGGUGGAGAAGUGCCUGCGGAUCUGCGGGGACAAGGAGAAGGCGGUGAUCAUCAACGAGAUCAUGAACAGCCCUCAGUUUCUCGACUUUCUCCAGGAUCCUUACGGGAAUUAUGUUGCUCAGACGGCACUCAAGAGAUCCGAGGGUGUUCUGCAGAACAAACUUGUUAACAUGAUUCAAGAGCAGUACCCGUAUUUGCACAGCCAUCUUCAUGGCAAGAAGGUGCUGGCUCGAACCAGCAGAUCAUCAGGGAACAACAACAAGCACCUGCAGCAGCAGCAUCGUGCCGGUCCGAGUGUGAUGAUGAUGAUGAAUGAGUUCCCCAGGCGACAUUUCUGAGGAUCAGUUCUGAAAUGUGUUGUGCCUGGAAAAUCAGUGUUGUUAUUUUAUUUUUAUUUUCGUUCUCUCUCUCUCUCUAGAUGUUAUGUAGCCAGUUAAAAAACCCUAAGGGCGGUUUAUGUCGUGUGUUAGAUGUGGAUGGGAAUUGUUGUUUGUUGUUUAGAGUAGUGUCUGUUCGUGAAAUGUUCCAAGUUGUAAUUUGACACACUUCUCAACUUAUGGUUUUCACGUACCAAAUUUUUUUUUGAUUGGCUUGCUUGCUUGCAUUACUUUUUCGGAUUGGUUAAUCACUUUAUAUAUAUAUAGUGGAAGUGGGCAAAAAAGGGUGCAUGCAUGC
Messenger RNA from Linum trigynum, 2457 nucleotides. Lineage: Eukaryota; Viridiplantae; Streptophyta; Magnoliopsida; Malpighiales; Linaceae. The record is from the annotation of a GenBank genome assembly.